AUGCUGGAUCAGCUAACAGAUAGAGCGGGAACCGCCGGCCUUAUGAUGACACUGGCUACUUUGUAUCCAAAGUAUACCUUCUGGCUUCAAAUUUCCUUGGCAAUUGACAUCACCUGCCACUGGCUCUACCUUCAUACUGUAACACUACAAGGGAGGACAUCCCACAAGUUUGUUGAUAUGUCGGACAACCCCAUCAUGCAUUUGUACUAUACAAACAAAAAUGUACUAUUCUUCAUGUGUGCCGGAAACGAAAUGUUCUAUGCUGCACUGUAUGUCAUGUACUUUUAUACUGGCCCAAUCGUGUUUGGUAUCGGUUUAUUCAAACUGCUGGCUCUGAUUUCAAUGCCCAUCGCUGUAGUGAAGGCGGCCAUAUCCGUUCUACACGGCAUUGUUGCUUCCAUCAACCUGUCAAUUAUUGAUUGUAAUGAACGCGCCGCUUUCGUUAAGAAAGAUGGCUAG
Messenger RNA from Danaus chrysippus (African queen), 459 nucleotides. NCBI's taxonomy places the organism in Eukaryota, Metazoa, Arthropoda, Insecta, Lepidoptera, Nymphalidae. The record is from the annotation of a GenBank genome assembly.